CGUGCGCAGAGCAUUUUGGGUAAUAGAGGGAAACAUGGCGUCUGUUGUCAUCAGAUCUCUGUCCUUCAGUAAAAAUGCAAAGGUUCUACUUUCCCCGAUAAAAUUGGCCACUGUACCUGGGAGGAACAAAACCGUAGAAGUUACGACUUAUGGAGAAGCGGUCACUCACACUGGACAGGUUUAUGAUGAAAAGGACCCCCGACGAGCCAGGUUUGUGGGCAGAACUAAGGAGGUGAACAAGAACUUUGCCAUCAACUUGGUGGCAGAAGAGCCUGUGUCAGAUGUCGGCGUCAGAAUCAUUUCCUGUGAUGGUGGCGGCGGUGCAUUGGGACACCCCAAAGUCUACAUCAAUCUGGACAAAACGACGAAAGUGGGAACAUGCGGUUACUGUGGACUGCAGUUCAAGCAGGCGCCUCACCACUGAAGUAAAUGCUCAUUGUAAUGUUCAUUCCUCUGUAACGAUCAGUCUCGGAGUAAUAAGUUAUUAGUCUGUUUAAAUUAAACAGAUGUAUUGUACCCAUCUUUCAGAUUCUUUGUUGUAAACAAUAAACUUUAAAUGAAGUAAAA
Molecule: messenger RNA, 567 nt
Organism: Engraulis encrasicolus (European anchovy)
Lineage: Eukaryota; Metazoa; Chordata; Actinopteri; Clupeiformes; Engraulidae
Gene: ndufs6
Product: NADH:ubiquinone oxidoreductase subunit S6
Exons: 4
Coding region: 35-424 (129 amino acids)
Biological process (GO): mitochondrial electron transport, NADH to ubiquinone
Source: RefSeq, a predicted model, not a curated record